This is a messenger RNA of Zea mays, 1322 nucleotides long. RefSeq names its product putative RING zinc finger domain superfamily protein. Lineage: Eukaryota; Viridiplantae; Streptophyta; Magnoliopsida; Poales; Poaceae. The coding region runs from base 157 to 1077 and encodes 306 amino acids. The record is from RefSeq and is marked provisional. The transcript has a single exon.
CGCCUCUCCUCCCCCUUCCCCGCGCGGGAUCCAACCCGCCCAUAAGACGCCACCGCCCCGCAUCUGCCGCCACCUUAUCACGACCCGACCUCCAACCCCGACGCCAGCCAGCCAGGCACGCACGCACGCACCUACCUGCUGCGGCGGCCCAGAGAGAUGGACGGCGGGCGGCCGGAGAUGCGGCGGACCAUGACGCUGUCCGAGCAGCUGUCGUCCACGCCCGACCCGGCCAUCCGCGACUUCCUCAAGAUCCCCCAAGACGCCGACGUCGGCGGGAUCCUCCACGACGAAGAUAGCCCCUCGGCUGUGGACGCGCAGGGGCCCCGCGCCGGCAGGACGAGCGGCUGGAAGCCGCUGCGGGACCGGCUCCGGCUCCGGCGCGCGGCGGGCGCCUGGCAGACGCCGCCUAAUAAGCCCGGCGCUGCCGCGGCGCACGCCCCGACCAACAGCGGCAAUCUCAGCAACAGGUACAACUACAACCCCGGCGAGGCGGCGGCGGCGUUCUCCCGCACCUUCUCCCGCGCGCCCUCUCUGCGCGCGCCGUCACUCCGCGCGACGCCCACGUUCUCGCGCGUCGCGUCCACCCGCCUCGGCCCCGCCUCGUCCCGCUCCAGCUCCAGGCGCCCCGCGACGUACGACUUCCGCGACGUCGACGAGCGACGCCACGACGCCGACGCCGACGACGGGGGCGAGGAAGAGGACGACGAGGGCGAGGACGACGACGACGAGGGCGACGAGGAGGAUGAGAAGGAGGAGGCGCCCGCGGCGCAGAUGUCGCUGAUGGCGCUGCUGGAGCAGACGGACAGCCAGUGGGACGACGACGAGGACGAGGAGGAGAGCGGCGGCGGUGGCGGCGCGCGCAAGAAAGGCGAGGGCGACGACGACGAGGACGACGGCGAGGGCCGGGAGGAGGAGAUGGUGCACGUGUGCUGCGUGUGCAUGGUGCGGCACAAGGGCGCGGCCUUCAUCCCCUGCGGCCACACCUUCUGCCGCCUCUGCUCCCGCGAGCUCUGGGUCAGCCGCGGCAACUGCCCGCUCUGCAACGGCUUCAUCCAGGAGAUCCUCGACAUCUUCUGACGGAUCGAUCGAGCUUGCCGUCGAUCACCAUCGUCUAGCUUGCUUCCGCUUCAUAUCCUAGACGAGGAUGUGAGUGGCCGAUGCGACACUCCGGAAUCAGUGAAACUGAACCUCUCGUAGACGAAUUCGAUUUCGAGCUACCCAGCACCAAAACUCUGUUGUUUGCUAGAUUUUCUUUUUGGGGAUGUCAUUGAUCGUUCAAGUACGUAUGCUACCGUACGUUGCAAUAAAAUGGUAUAGUAUCU